Puccinia graminis f. sp. tritici CRL 75-36-700-3 is the source of this 2760-nucleotide messenger RNA. RefSeq lists its product as uncharacterized. Bases 1 to 2760 code for a protein of 919 amino acids. The transcript is spliced from 2 exons. Gene Ontology annotation, molecular function: nucleic acid binding. The record is from RefSeq and is a predicted model, not a curated record. NCBI's taxonomy places the organism in Eukaryota, Fungi, Basidiomycota, Pucciniomycetes, Pucciniales, Pucciniaceae.
AUGGCAAAAAGCGAAGCUUCUAAGGCUCAAUCACAACGGCGCCAAAGGGAGAAACAUGCGGCCGAAGCCAUGAAAUUGGCCCUUGAAUCCAAAAAAGCCAAACAAAAGAAGAAACACAACCCCGCCGCUGAGAGUUCAUCAAUUGAUAUCGAACUGGUUCCAACCGUUCUGGCCAUAUCUGAUACGGAAGACGAUCCGGCCCCGUUCAAUUCAGGAAGCAAAGAAAAUCCAGUCCUCCUCUCAGAUGACGAAAUUUUUUCCUUCCAUGAGAACGAAAUUGAAGAGAUUGAUCAAAACAACGAAGUAAUGCGUUUCAUAGCAGCCUUGCACGAUUUGCCUGAAGAUGAAUCCCUUGAAUGUAGCGAUCAAUACCUGGAUUUGCUAUGGCCUGUCUUCCGAAAAUUUUCAUCAACAGCAGAAAACAUCCCAGCAAAGCGUAUCCUGAAAUCGGGCACCAGAUGUUAUCAACAACCGGUUCUGAACCCCAACUCUUUGGGGAAAAAACUAGUCCCUCGACCCCUUCCAAGGACAACUAAACACGACCGCAAAGUUCAAAGAGAGAAAGCCGUUGGAGCUCACAAUAACAUCAUGGCCAACUGGCUCAUCCAGAAGAUUGAAGAGCCUGUCCUUCCUGUGGUCGAUCCUGGCACUGUUUCUGUAAUCAAUCCGGACGUAGCUAUUGACCCCAGUCUCCAGCCUGGGGUGGAAAAUUCAACUUCUACAAUAGGCGAAGAGAAUCUUGAAAAUGGAUCGUACGAUGAAGUUAUGCUACGACUCACCAGCCAGCAAGGAAAUUACCUCUCCGCCAUAAAGGACGCCAAGAUUACGAAAUCUAGAUACGCACUGGCGCAAUGGAAAGAGCUCGAUUCAGCCAUCAAGUCUGCAACCUCUAGAAUUCAGGAAUGCAUUAAGAAAGACAAAAAAAUUAUUUUUCCUAAUUCAAUUAUCGAUAAUCUGAUUGAAUUCAAUAAUCUCCGAUACAAAUACAUCCUUGAUGGGACUAAAUCACCCAGUCUCUCUGCUGCACUAGCUACUGCCCAGUCAUCUAUCCGGCGUCGUCCAUCUGCUUCCAUUGGCCCUCCUGAGCUCUCAAGUGGCAUUCAUCUUGCCCGGAUCAUCGCAAGGCAAGCCGAACAUGCGGUGGACUUUAAAGAGAUCCUGAUAACUACAAGUGGCAACCGAUACAAUCACAAAUCUCAUCUUGAUAAUCCUGAAAUCCGAAAAUCACUCGUCUCAUGGUCUGUGUUGCAAAAACCCGGCGAAGUCAACCCUUUAACCUUCCGUAAACAUGUGAUCGAAAAUGUUCUUCCUCAAUUUGGAAUCAACGAAGCAAUUUCUCGAACAACCGCAACUUCUUGGAUGGUAAAGCUUGGCUUUACUGCUCAGGAAUACAAAAAAUCGAUGUACUUUGAUGGACAUGAGAGACCGGACGUUGUUUUAGCUAGGAAGAAGUAUAUUGAAGAUUAUGAGAUGUAUCGAAAACGAUCACGGACCUAUGGCGGUGAAAACUUGGAUGUUCCUGUUCAAAUCGACCCCGAGGCCUUAGGACACAUGAGGGAGACUGUAUUUGUCUACCACGACGAAUCAACUGUUCACGCAAAGGAAAGGCCAAAGCUUGCUUGGCUCCUCCCAGGAACCACCGAACUCCAAUCAAAAAGUGAUGGGAGAUUGAUUCACAUCUCCGAUUUUAUUCUCGAAACCACCGGUCGACUCAAGAUUUCCACUGAGCAACAAGAAUUGGAUGCUGCUACGGUCAUAUAUCCCGGUUCCACUGGCGACAAGUGGUGGGACAUGGAUCAGCUAUGUGAACAGGUAUCUCAGAAAGCGAUACCAAUCUUUGAAGCCCUUCACCCAGAUUCUCAGGCAGUUUUUGUGUUUGACUGCUCCUCAGCCCACGGAGCCUUUGCACGAUCUGCCCUGAGGGUUCAAAAUAUGAACCUCAGCUCGGGAGGAAAGCAGGCCUCUCUCCGAAAUAGCAUCAUCCCAUCAGAUGACCCUCAUAUUCCUCAUCAUCUUCGAGGCCAAUGCCAAACGUUCAAUUUCGAUCUUUCGCAUCCAGACCCCCAAAAAGCUGGACAGCCAAAAGGAGUCCAAGUCAUUCUAGAGGAAAGAGGUCUCUGGCAUUACUACACACAGAAAACUUGUGAUUCAGGCAAGAAGGCUUUGCGAUUUCGAUGUACUAGCUGCUCAACAUCAAACCGCAAAAAGGAUGCGAUCGCUCAAGCAGCCAGACUCAUCCGAGAGGCCGAAGCAAACGGCUACUUCUUAAGCGAGGAGCAGUGUGUCAGUGAUAUUCUAUCAAGCAGCAACGAACCAUCAAACGAAACUUCAGAUCCAACCGAAGAAGAAAUCAACUGCUGCUGCUGGUCUAAGAUACUCUCGCUUCAAUCUGACUUUGUCAACGAGAGACCUCUCUUACAAUCGAUCGUUGAAGAUGCUGGACAUGUGUGCAUGUUCCUACCUAAAUUCCAUUGCGAGCUCAAUCCAAUCGAGCUUUUUUGGUCUUAUGUAAAGCAGGCUUUCCGAAAAGAGACACACAAAUGUGCGACUUUCAAAGCAAGCAAAGAACUGUUUGAGAAGAUUCGACAAACUUGUCCACUCAUCACUAUAAGGAAGUAUUUCCGACGCAUCGACCGGCAGAUUUCAUCUUACAAGCAAGGCUACAACGGCCCACAAUCUGCUGUUCUCAUGAAGAAGUAUACAUCACAUCGUUGUAUCCCCCGCGAAGCUGCUAUGAGAAUCGAUACUCUCACUUCUUGA